Molecule: messenger RNA, 438 nt
Organism: Trichobilharzia regenti
Lineage: Eukaryota; Metazoa; Platyhelminthes; Trematoda; Strigeidida; Schistosomatidae
Source: the annotation of a GenBank genome assembly
AUGAAGUUAUUCAUCUUCAUUAUUUAUGUAGCGACAGUAAUUUACGUUUCGCAUUGCAACAUGUGCCAAUUGGACAGUUUUGGCAGUACACUCAAUGCUGGCCAGGCGAGUUGCAGUAAAAGGUAUCUGCCUGUUAAGAACCUUCACUGGACGAAGAAAAAAAGGAUAUUGAUAACGGGAGGUGCUGGUUUCGUUGGUUCGCAUUUAGUGGAUAGACUGAUGCAAGAUGGUCAUGAAGUUAUUGCUUUGGACAAUUUCGUCACUGGCAAACGACAGAAUAUUGAACAGUGGAUUGGACAUAGUAACUUUGAACUGUUACACCAUGACGUGACAAAUCCCAUAUAUGUGGAAGUGGAUGAAAUAUAUCAUUUGGCUUCACCAGCAUCCCACAGCAUUAUAUGCAAAAUCCUAUACGUACUAUCAAGGCAAAUACUUUAG